This is a messenger RNA of Arabis nemorensis, 381 nucleotides long. The record is from the annotation of a GenBank genome assembly. Lineage: Eukaryota; Viridiplantae; Streptophyta; Magnoliopsida; Brassicales; Brassicaceae.
AUGUCAGAUUAUGUUGAAGGAGUUGCAAUAAAGGUUGCGAUCUUAAGUAAAGUAAAAGACUCUGCAAGUGUCUUUUGUCGAUAUCCAACGGGUGGUGGAUCAGACAGACUUCAGAUUACGCCUCAUGAGUUCUAUCGAUUCUUUCACAGCAUUCUGUCCACCAUAUUGACAAGGACAGAACCGAAGGGUGUUCAUAUAAUCCCAAAACCUACCGUAGAGCUUCAUCAGAUGUCAAAGACGGAAACACUGUUUAACAUACAUUGCCCAAAGCUUAAAAAGCCAUGCAAAGUAGUUUUCUCAACGUCGUCUGGACAGACACGACUGAAGCGUAUUCGUCAAGAUUUCGUAGAUUCGUACUACAUUAACAAAGUGAUUUCGUAG